Talaromyces proteolyticus is the source of this 3303-nucleotide messenger RNA. RefSeq names its product P-loop containing nucleoside triphosphate hydrolase protein. The coding region runs from base 253 to 3171 and encodes 972 amino acids. Gene Ontology annotation, molecular function: actin filament binding; ATP binding; microfilament motor activity. Gene Ontology annotation, cellular component: cytoplasm; vesicle; actin cytoskeleton. Lineage: Eukaryota; Fungi; Ascomycota; Eurotiomycetes; Eurotiales; Trichocomaceae. The transcript has 5 exons. The record is from RefSeq and is a predicted model, not a curated record. Gene Ontology annotation, biological process: actin filament organization; vesicle transport along actin filament.
GGAAGCCCCGAGUCUGAUCGAGGCUCUCCUCCACGAUUCGCACGACAACGACAACGCUGCUACAUCGCAAUUGCACCCUCUUUCUCCCAUAAACCGGGUCCCAUUACAGACUUCAGCUUCUACAUUUUCCCUCUCCUCAUUUUGUUGCUAUUCCUGGGUCUUGGUGUCUUGGUUUUGUCCCUCCCUCCGGAUUCACGCGCCGUUGCUCUUUCAAUGAAUUCAUAACAUCGGGAUGCUUUGAAUAUAUCAACAAUGCAACCUUCAUCGCUAGGCGGCUCUCCGAGGCGCAACAAUCCCUUCGGCCGGCACUCCCCCUCCCCCUCUCCCAGUCCUCAGGUACCGCCUUCACGUCCAAAAUCUGCAGUUUUUUCAACAUCCAUUGCGGAAUUUGAGAAACGAUCACAUGGACGUAACUCAUCCUUGUCACACUCCCCAGCGGUUACAGUUGUAUCAGAUAGCCGACAUCGAUCAACUUCUUUUCGACAGAAUAUUCACACAUCGGGGACCUUCGCGCCUCAGUUUAUCAAGUCUGAAGAGCUGCGGAGAGGAACGGAUCCAGUACAUGGCCUGGAAGGCAAUAAUGACUUCUCGGGGAAGCGCUAUGUGUGGCUGAAAGAUGCCGAAAAGGCUUUCGUUAGAGGCGAGGUGGUCGAAGAAAGGGACAAUGGCGAGUUGUCAGUGCGAUGUGAAGACGGUAGUGAACGAAAUGUCAACUCGGAGCAUGUUGAUAAAGUAAACCCAGCAAAGUUCGAUAAAGCCGAUGACAUGGCUGAAUUAACGCAUUUAAAUGAAGCGUCUGUGGUGCACAAUUUGCACUUGCGAUACCAGUCGGACCUUAUCUAUACAUAUUCCGGACUUUUCUUGGUGACAGUAAACCCGUAUUGUCCACUCCCAAUCUACACGAAUGAGUAUGUGAGAAUGUAUAAAGGACAAAACAGAGAGGACACGCGACCACAUAUUUUUGCAAUGGCAGAUCAAGCUUUCCGGAAUCUUGUGGAAGAGGGUGAGCACCAGAGUAUUCUUGUGACGGGUGAGUCAGGCGCUGGAAAAACCGAAAACACCAAAAAGGUCAUCCAGUAUCUGGCGGCAGUAGCCACUUCCGAAGCAUCUGCAUCUCGAUCCACAGGAAAACAACUCUCCAAUCUUUCUCAGCAAAUUCUUCGCGCCAAUCCUAUUCUAGAGGCUUUCGGAAAUGCCCAGACAGUGCGGAACAACAAUUCUUCACGAUUCGGAAAAUUUAUACGAAUAGAGUUCACACGCUCUGGUCAAAUAUCUGGUGCUUAUAUUGACUGGGUUUUGCUGGAAAAGUCAAGGGUGGUGAAACCUAAUAACCGAGAACGAAAUUACCAUAUCUUCUACCAGCUUCUACAAGGUGCUGACAAGGAGCUCAGGCAGAACCUACUCCUGUUUGAUUUACAAAUUGAAGAUUUUGCGUAUACCAAGGACGGCAACGACUCGAUCGCCGGAGUCUCCGAUACCGAGGAGUGGAAUUCACUCAUGGAGGCAUUCCAGGUCAUGAAUUUCUCCAACGACGACCGUUUGUGCAUUCUACGUACAAUAGCGGCUAUUUUGCAUCUCGGAAACAUUACUGUCACCAAAGAGAGUAUUCGCGGUGACCAGGCCGCCUUGGCACAUGAAGCUUAUGAAAGUCUGGAAAAAGCAUGUCGUCUCCUUGGAGUGGACAUGGACACUUUCGAAAAGGGCCUUCUACACCCACGAGUUAAAGCUGGCCGGGAGUGGGUUGAAAAAGUCCAAACACCUGAACAGGUUAGACUGGCUCUUGAUGCGUUGGCGAAAGGCAUUUACGAGAGAUGCUUUGGUGAUCUGGUCAACCGCAUCAACAAUCAAUUGGAUAGACGUAGCCAAACAAGUGACGACACCUUUUUUAUCGGCGUGUUAGACAUUGCGGGGUUUGAAAUUUUCGAAACGAACAGCUUUGAGCAACUCUGCAUCAAUUACACUAACGAAAAACUUCAGCAAUUCUUCAACCAUCACAUGUUCGUUCUUGAACAGGAAGAAUAUGCCAGAGAACAGAUUGAGUGGCAAUUUAUCGAUUUUGGAAAAGACCUUCAGCCGACAAUCGACCUUAUUGAACUGACCAAUCCUAUUGGUAUUUUUUCGUGUCUAGAUGAAGAUUGUGUGAUGCCUAAAGCUUCUGACAAGUCAUUUACUGAGAAAUUGCAUUCUCUCUGGGAUGGAAACUCUCCUAAGUAUCGCCCAUCACGGUUAAAACAAGGCUUUGUUUUAACGCAUUAUGCGGCCGAGGUUGAAUAUACAACUGAUGAUUGGCUGGAGAAGAAUAAAGAUCCCUUGAACGAUAACGUAACUCGUUUGCUGUCUUCUUCAACUGACAAGCACGUGGCAAAUCUGUUCUCGGAUUACAUCGAUGCGGAUGACGAGCAAGGCUUUUCACGAAGCCGAGUGAAGAAAGGACUUUUCCGCACUGUGGCUCAGAGACAUAAGGACCAACUAUCAAGCUUGAUGAACCAGUUGCACUCUACACACCCCCAUUUUGUUCGCUGCAUAUUGCCAAAUCAUAAGAAAAGACCAAAACUUUUCAACGCACCUCUCGUUCUCGAUCAAUUGCGUUGCAAUGGUGUCCUUGAAGGAAUUCGCAUUGCUCGUACUGGCUUUCCGAAUCGUCUGUUGUUUAGCGAAUUCCGUCAACGUUAUGAAGUCCUAUGUCGCGAUAUGCCUAAAGGAUAUUUGGAAGGGCAGAAUGCCGCCCAGAUUAUCUUAACAAAACUAGGUCUAGACAAGACGUGGUAUCGAGUUGGCCGAACUAAGGUAUUUUUCAGGGCUGGUGUUCUCGCAGAGCUUGAGGAGCAGCGCGAUGCUCUUAUCCGCGAAAUUAUGACUCGCUUUCAAUCGGUCGCCAGGGGUUUCGUUCAGAGACGCAUAGCCAAUAAGCGCUUGUAUAGGGCAGAGGCCACUCGAAUUAUCCAGAGAAAUUUUCAUGUUUACUUGGAUAUGCAAUCAAAUCCUUGGUGGAGACUCUUUACAAAGAUGAAGCCUCUACUCGGUGCUACUCGAACUGCCGCGGAAGUGAAGAGGCGAGACGAAAAAAUCGAGAAACUUGAGAUGUGGAGAUCAACCGUAUUAAACAGACUCUGGAGAGCGAGCGAGCUCUUGCUUUGGAUAAAGAAGAGAUUUUCAAGCGCCUUCAGGUGAGAGAGGUUGAGUUGAGCGAUAAGCUAGCAGGAGCCAUUGCCGACCAGGAGAAGCUCGAAGAUCAAUUGGACGAGCUUAUCGAUGCAAAGCGAAAGGCAGAAGACCAACUCGACUCUAGGAAGGUUCAGCUGG